GAAUUCCUCAACAAGAAAUUGAUGAAUUAAAAAAGAUUCCUCUCAGUCCUGAAGAGAAAAGUUAUAUUGAGAAAUUGAAGGAAUGGAAAGAACUAGAAGAUGUUCUUUUGGAAAAAAUAAAAGAUGUUGAAGCAAAAGUUAGUAAAGUGGAAGACGAAGUUGUCAGUAUCAAAGACGAAGUUGUGAAGCAAGGAGAGUUUCUGCGUCCAUCAAAAGUCGAGCAGCUUGCCAAGUUUGACUUGAGUGGGAAGAUAAAUGGCCUGCGUGAAAAGUUUCAAGAUGGCACAAGAAAAUGGUUUUUCAAUAAACUGUCAAAUUGGUUUAGUGAUAAAAAUCGAGAAUCUAGAGCGAUGAUACUGACUGCAGGUCCUGGCGUUGGAAAGAGUGUUUUGUCAGCAAAGGUUUGUGAGCUGUAUAAGCAACAUG
Messenger RNA from Paramuricea clavata, 426 nucleotides. NCBI's taxonomy places the organism in Eukaryota, Metazoa, Cnidaria, Anthozoa, Malacalcyonacea, Plexauridae. The record is from the annotation of a GenBank genome assembly.